AGCGAAUCAAGUGAGAGCCCAAGUAUUGGGUGACCAACCAGUCCCAGCCCAGUAAUAAGCAAGAAAUCUAAACGAUUACUAGACAUGUGCCUUCUCCUCUCGCUUGGCUGCUGCGGCUGCUCCUCUCCGAAAUCCUGCCAGGAAAUGCAGAAGCCCCCAGAACAGCACCAGCAGCCGAAUAGCUACCACUCCGAGAUCCAGCUAUGCGACCUACCACCCUCACUCUCCUGCCAGGUGACCACCAGCCAGCCUUCGCUGUACAGCAUGAGUCCCAGUCUGAUGGCCUUGCCCCACAGAAAUGCCACAUCGAGCACCCUGAGCUCCUGGGCCGGCGAGGAGGAACUCUGCGCUAUGGAGGACUACGAGGAUCGCACUUCCUCCCGGUGGACAGCCUGGUGGCUCAAAGAGCCCUCUGUUGGCGAUCAGGGAUGUCGGUCUACCAAGGCGACGUAACUUCUAAGUCAUGUCAAAAGAAUUUCUAUCCUGAGCUCUCCAGCAAAAUGGAAAAUUCGUCGAUAGACCAGGGGGAGCUCCGUCUAAUAGUGCACCCUCGACUUCUGGAAGAUCCUUGCUAUCCAGACCCUGAAUGAUAACGAAAGCUAGACUAAGUCUUGGACUCUCUACUAAAUACCAGCGAAAAUAAAAACGAAUUUUCCAUUUCAA
Molecule: messenger RNA, 663 nt
Organism: Drosophila eugracilis
Lineage: Eukaryota; Metazoa; Arthropoda; Insecta; Diptera; Drosophilidae
Exons: 2
Coding region: 85-453 (122 amino acids)
Source: RefSeq, a predicted model, not a curated record